Sinocyclocheilus anshuiensis is the source of this 420-nucleotide messenger RNA. Its product is annotated as tetraspanin-3-like. Gene Ontology annotation, cellular component: plasma membrane. The record is from RefSeq and is a predicted model, not a curated record. The annotation marks the transcript as partial. The transcript has 4 exons. NCBI's taxonomy places the organism in Eukaryota, Metazoa, Chordata, Actinopteri, Cypriniformes, Cyprinidae.
UUACAGCUGGCUGGAAUUACAGGUCUGGGUGGUUCAUUCUUUCUGCAUAAAUACAGAGUUUACGGUGUGUUUUUUAGCAGCCUUUAUAUAAUUCUCCCUGCAAAGCUGGGUGUUGCUGGAGGAGUCAUUCUCUUAAUCAGUGGAUGCACUGGCUGUUCAGUGUCUAACAAAAAACCUUCAUGUGGACACGGAUUAUUUGUGUAUUUUCUCAUUAUUGUGUGGUGCAUUGUGGGUACUACUGCUGUAUUGGCAUAUACUCAUAAAGGGAAGCUUGAUGCAGACUUGGCUCCCCUUAAAGAUGUGUUUCAGAACUACAGUGGUAACAGCCAAGAUCCUGAUUCCAAAGCAGUAGAUUCCCUUCAGCGUGAGUUGCGGUGUUGUGGUGUUAAGAACUACACAGACUGGUUGGAAACACCCUGG